UUCUUUAAUCUUAUAAAAAAAAAACCAAUUCCCCCACUUCAUAUUUGUAGCUACUUCUUCCUCCUCAAGUCACAAGCAAGUCAGAGACUACAGAGCUCAUUCUUAAACCGGUUAAAAAAAAUACAAAAAUGGGAAGAGACUGGUCCUGGCUCGGCGGAGGGAAGAAGAAAUCCUCAAGCAAGUCAAAGAAAGAAGAAAUCAAAACGCCACCACCGCCGCCACCACUAUCAUCGUCUCUCGCCGAGAAUACUGCAACGGCGGCUGGUUGUAUGAGUGCUGUAUUCAACAUUUUCGAUCUUCAACAUUUACAGUUUCCUAUUAACCACCACCAUCUUCAUCUUCCUAAAGGUGUAGAUGCUCCAAGAAACAGCUUCGAAUCAACGGAGGAGGAUACGGAGACUACAUCUUCACCAACCAGAAAAGAUGGAAAUCUAAAUAUCUCUAUGGGUAUCAAAAUCAAGACCAAACCACAAGCAAGAUCAUCUGUUACAGCUACUGAAUCUUAUUCUCCGAGCAUAAAGACACCAACUUUGGUUGCUAGACUCAUGGGUCUUGAUCUUGUUCCUGACAAUUACAGAUCAUCUCCUACUCCAUCUUCUUCGUCUUCUUCUACCUUAAUCGAUCUCAAGACACCAACAAGAUCUUCUCACUCCAAGAAACACAGACAUUACUCUCUCCAAAGAAACUCUGUAGACGGAGGCACACGUUCUCUUCCCGAGACUCCGAGGAUUUCACUCGGGAGAAGAUCCGUUGACGUCAACUGCUCCUACGAACACCAACGUUCCUCACUUCAUCUCAGAGACAACAACAACAACAACGUGUUGUCUGGUAUUAACAAUGUCAAGCUCACGAGGGUCAAAGAGAUGAAGAUACACGAAGAUAAAGAGAAUCGGAGUCCACGUGAGUACGCUAGACAGAUAGUGAUGCAGUUGAAGGAGAACGUGAGCCGACGGAGAAGAAUGGGAACUGAUAUUACCAACAAAGAACAACAAUCAAGAGAAGAGACUCAUGACUCCAAGAAAGCAUCAUCUAAGAUCACAAUCAUCACUCAUGAUUCAUCCCCGAGAGUGGGAUCAACGGAGAUCCCCAAAACCAAACAAACCUCACUUCAGACAAAUAAUGUCGCUUCCAAGAAUCUGGAAACAACAACAGUGAAGGUUCAGGACAAGAACAGGUUACCAACAGUGCAAGAAGAGCCACAAGUAACAGAGCAAGCAAAACAGAGGAAGUCUAGAAAGAAAUGCAAGAAACCAGAGAAUUUCAAGUCGAGAUUAGGGAAGCCGCCACAGACAAUGCAAGAAGAGCCGUUUGUUCGACCACCAGCAACAACAAGUAACAACAAUGGUCUUCUUCUCAUUCAAGGAGACAAAUCUUCAAACAAAAAAACACCUUUAUCCAUUAAUCAUCUCAUCAACUUCACUAGUGUUCCAACCUUCAAGAAGAAAGAUUCAUCACCUCAUCACAAAUCGUCAAACGUAAAACUCAGAGAAACACAAACACCAAGAAACAGAGCAUCAUCAACAGAGUUGCCUAGUUUUGCGAGCCAACCACAACCCCACAUUGCACCAAUCGCCGGCGGCGAGUUAGAGUACAUAACAAGAACACUAAGAAGAACAGGGAUCGACAGAGACACACCAAUCUCAUACGCUAAAUGGUUCUCUCCUUCACACCCACUCGAUCCAUCAAUCUUCUACUUCCUCGAACAUUUCGCUGUUACAUCAACCCGCCCUAGCAGAAGAAGCUCACCGGAAAGCCUCUCUCUCCGAUGCAACAGAAAGCUACUCUUCCACUUAGCCGACGAGAUCCUCGCCGAUAUCUUAAAACCACACAUCAACCUGAAACCUUGGGUGUGUAGUUACUCGAUACAAUCUCAGAGGAAUCUAAAAGGUUCGGAGCUCAUCGACGAGUUAUCUCGGAGAAUCGAACGGUUCCCUUUAGCAAAGUGUUUGGUUUUAGAAGACAUCGACGCUCUAGUCGCCGGAGACUUCCCGGAGAUCGAGUCGGCGUUUGAAGAGGACGGCGAAGGAAUCGUCACGGAGAUCGAGAAAGGAAUCUUUGAAACACUCGUGACCGAAACGACGACGGAUUACUUUACCGCGUGGAUGACCAAAACGGCGCCGCUCAAGCGUAACGAUGAUGUCAGUGGCACGUGGGGAGUUCACGUGACGAGAUACUCUUCAAAAGUGGGGUCCCACCGCGACUCGUUCUCAAGGAGAAUGAGACUUCCACGUGGAUAAAAGAAGUAUUCCACAUGGCAGACCUUUACUGGUUCUUCUUUGUAUAGAUCUCUCUCUCUUUUUUGUUUUUAAAGACUAUUUAUUUAUGUUAAUUUUCAAAUACUUUUG
Camelina sativa (false flax) is the source of this 2345-nucleotide messenger RNA. RefSeq lists its product as uncharacterized. Lineage: Eukaryota; Viridiplantae; Streptophyta; Magnoliopsida; Brassicales; Brassicaceae. The record is from RefSeq and is a predicted model, not a curated record.